AUGGUGCUCGGGGGCUGGUGGCGGGCGGCGCGGGCCCUGCGGGCGGCAGCGCCCGGUCGCAGCUGCCGCAGCCUGUGCGCCGGCGAGGCGCCCAGUCUCUCCUACCGGGAGCUCAAAGACUUGAAGAAGACCAACGUGCUCCACAUUGACGUGCGGGAGAGGUGGGAGAUCGACAGGUUUGGAAAAAUCCCCGAGUCCAUCAACAUCCCGCUGGGUGAAUUAGUGGAAGCUCUACAAAUGGACCCAGUGGAGUUCAAGGAGCAUUACAAUCAGAAGAUGCCAUCCAAGUCGGACCCUGUGGUUUUUUCCUGUUUGGCAGGAACAAGAAGUAAACAAGCACUUGGUUUUGCCAUGUCCUUGGGUUUCAGCAGAGUUCAGCAGUAUGCUGGUGGCUUUGAGGACUGGGUAAAACAUGAACCGCCAGAAAGGAAAUGAAGAUGACUGCUCCAGCCCUUACUCCAUCAAGGCUUCAGGAUGGUUUGUAGGUUUUAAGCAUUUAACUGUGUGCAUUCCACUUCCAGAAUAAAGCUCACUCCUGUCUUCUUGUGUAAAUGGACAUUCACCUUCAAAUGGCCAUGCAUAUCAACUGUUUGGUUUAAAUUAUACCUAAAGACUAGGACAUGAACAGCCUUUACUUUGGCCUAUGUUUUUGGUGAGUGCAUGUGAAGAGAAUCUAAGUGCUUAUUAUGUUUACUUUUUUUUUGUAUGAUGGAGUUUGUGACCGUUUAAGCUAAUGAUGAUAGGACAAAUAAAAUUAUUUCCCAAA
This is a messenger RNA of Corapipo altera (White-ruffed manakin), 766 nucleotides long. It is a transcript of the gene TSTD3, whose product is annotated as thiosulfate sulfurtransferase like domain containing 3. The record is from RefSeq and is a predicted model, not a curated record. The transcript has 4 exons. Lineage: Eukaryota; Metazoa; Chordata; Aves; Passeriformes; Pipridae. Bases 1 to 435 code for a protein of 144 amino acids. Gene Ontology annotation, cellular component: mitochondrion. Gene Ontology annotation, molecular function: thiosulfate-cyanide sulfurtransferase activity.